This is a messenger RNA of Belonocnema kinseyi, 1162 nucleotides long. RefSeq names its product U5 small nuclear ribonucleoprotein 40 kDa protein. Gene Ontology annotation, molecular function: protein binding; RNA binding. Gene Ontology annotation, cellular component: catalytic step 2 spliceosome. The transcript has 5 exons. Lineage: Eukaryota; Metazoa; Arthropoda; Insecta; Hymenoptera; Cynipidae. Bases 51 to 1106 code for a protein of 351 amino acids. The record is from RefSeq and is a predicted model, not a curated record.
UUCAUGCUGCAGAAAGUUUUGUGAAGUGAAUUGUUUGGUGUAAUAAAUAUAUGAAAAUGCCUAUUCUUGAGAAAAGAAAAGGUGAUGAAAUACUGGCCUUGGUGCCAGCUUCCAAAAAAACCAAAACCGAAGUUGUUUUCAGCAGUAGAGAAAAAGCUGUCAUUCAAAGUGGCCCACCAAGAACUUCUUCGUUAACGGCUCCCAUUAUGUUACUUGAGGGUCACCAAGGGGAUGUCUUUGCUGUUGAAUUUCACCCCGAGGGUCAAUAUCUCGCUUCGUCAGGUUUUGAUCGACAAAUUUAUAUCUGGAGUGUUUAUGGAGAAUGCGAAAAUGUAUCAGCUAUGUCAGGGCACAGUGGGGCAGUUAUGGAAAUGCAUUUUAGUCCGGAUGGAAGUCACAUCUAUACAGCGAGUACAGACACGACGCUUGGUUUAUGGGACUUUAUCGCAGGAACGAGGAUAAAAAAGUUGAAGGGCCACACCUCUUUUGUGAAUUCGAUAUCGGGUGCUCGAAGAGGGCCAAUUCAAUUAUGUUCGGGCAGCGACGACAGUACGAUUCGGAUUUGGGAUCCCAGGAAGAGAGGACAGUGCUUCACCUUGAACAAUACUUAUCAGGUUACGGCCGUGACUUUCAAUGAUACAGCUGAACAAGUCAUCUCCGGAGGGAUUGAUAACGAUAUUAAGGUUUGGGAUCUCAGGAAAAAUGCGGUUCUCUACAAAAUGAAAGGUCACACAGAUACCAUUACAGGAUUGAGUCUAAGUCCUGAUGGCUCUUAUAUUCUUUCCAACGCCAUGGAUAACACAUUAAGGAUUUGGGAUGUUAGGCCUUUUGCACCUUACGAACGUUGUGUGAAGAUCUUCACUGGCCAUCAGCAUAAUUUCGAAAAGAAUUUAUUAAGAUGUGCGUGGGCACAGGAUGGAAGCAAAGUUUCGGCGGGUUCCUCAGACAGAUUUCACUACAUCUGGGAUACGACGAGUCGCAGGAUUCUUUAUAAGCUUCCUGGUCAUAAUGGAUCAGUCAACGAUAUCGACUUCCAUCCAAAAGAACCAAUCGUCUGUUCGGGAUCUAGUGAUAAACAAAUAUAUCUAGGAGAAAUUGAACCUUAAUUCUGUAUUAAAUCAACGAAGUACAAGAACGAAAAUUAAAAUCUUAUAAGUUAUAA